AUGUCUCAGCAAGAGUAUCUGGUGGAUAACCCGGCUCUCCAUAAGCCGCAGUUCAAUGAGAUUCAACAACCACUACACAACAGUAUUCCCGCAGAGUUGGUUGAUCGAUACGAUCCGGUCUAUGUGGAACAUUACAAUAAGCACAAUGCAGGGCGUUUACAUACUCACGAAGUUCCAAUUGAAGAGUUUCGAAAGAACCCUGCCCGCUUUCUAGUCGCCUAUGGUCGUGCCCAGAGUCCCGACAUUUAUCGCAUCACUGAGCAAAAGUGCCCAGUGAAGGGAGGCGAGAUUACUAUUCGUAUCUUUGAGCCUCAUCCAAAGUUAAAUGAGCAGGGCGAGCAAAAGAAACGUGCAGCUUAUAUCAACUUUCACGGUGGCGGAUGGGUAUUCGGAAACCUCAGUACGGACCAUGAUUUCUGCAAGACCCUUGUCGAUGGCCUUGCCGGAGACCUUGUCGCCUUCGAUGUGGACUAUCGCCUGGCGCCUGAGAAUCCCUUCCCAAUUCCAGUAGAGGACUGUUGGGCGGCUUUCAAUUGGAUUCGCACUGAAAAAGCCACAGAAUUCAAUCUUGAUACUGGCAGGUUUGCUGUAGGCGGUGCAUCCGCCGGCGGUCAUCUUGCAGCUGUUGUUGCUCAUCUUUGUCGCAAUGAGGGAAUUCCUCUGGGGCUACAGGUAUUGAUUGUGCCCGUGUGCGACAUGCACCAUUUCACGCCCGAAGGAGAGUUCGACAGGGAUAAUUGCCCUUAUGAAUCUUAUCGAGAGAUGGAGUUUGCUCCAGCAUUGCCCAUGGCCCGUAUGGCAUACUUCCAUCGGCACUUCCUCGGCGUCCCUCGACCCCCACCCUCUGACGAGGACUGGAAGAUCUCCCCCAUACUUGCCUCUAGCUUUGAGGGACUAGCUCCAGCUCUGGUUUCUACUGCCGAGCUUGACCCGCUGCGUGAUGAAGGCGAAGCGUAUGCAGCCAAGCUGAAAGCUGCAGGGGUACCGGUAGAAUUGAAGCGGUUUCCGGGGGCUCCGCAUACUUUUCAGGCUUUAGAUGGAAUACUUCAGAUUGGGCAACAGGGCAAUGCAGCUGUGAUUGCGGCAUUGAAGCGGGAAGUCGGGACAUGA
Penicillium malachiteum is the source of this 1110-nucleotide messenger RNA. Its product is annotated as alpha/beta hydrolase. The record is from RefSeq and is a predicted model, not a curated record. Gene Ontology annotation, molecular function: hydrolase activity. The transcript has 3 exons. Lineage: Eukaryota; Fungi; Ascomycota; Eurotiomycetes; Eurotiales; Aspergillaceae. Bases 1 to 1110 code for a protein of 369 amino acids.